ACACGUGCACUAGUUAUCGUUUCUCGAUAACCACAAAAUGUAAACAAACAGCUAAUAUCUGUCUAUAAGCGCAUUAUGUCUUCCACAAAAAAUGGCAACAAAAAAGCAAUCGAAACCGAUUCAGAUGAGGAGGACGAAGCACAAAUGCGUUUGUUUUUACAGGCUGCCGAUCACACGCUGCUCACUAAUGAUAUGUAUAAGACACAAUUAGCUACAACUACGACGAGUUCCGUUGAAGCGCCGUCAGUUGCCUUACCCACACCAGAUUUGCCUAAAAGUGAGCGCUACCUGGCAGAUCAAGAUGCAGCACCUGCUAGUGAUCUGCAAAUCAGUAAAGAAAUGCAAACACAUCUAUGGGGCAAACUAAGCGCGAUUAUACAAAAUCAAAUUGAAUACUGUGUGAGUGAGCAGCCUGUAAACAGAUCACAGGAAAAGGAGAAAGGCUGGGUUAGCCAAGUCAGAUUGGUGGCUAAUGCCGAUUGCUAUGUCGUUGACGACAUAGAGCUGACAGCGAGCCCACAGAAGAAGCCCAAUAUAAGGAGACGACUGUUGGAAGGCGACGAGAACCAAGCGAUUACAGCUGCUGCUCUGGCUUCCGUUGUCGUCGAUGGCGACUCAAUACUCAGCGGGCGGGAUAUGGAAAGCUGGUUACCGCGCAAGCCACGCAAAGAUAAACUUUUUGAAUACAGAGCCAGUGAUGCACUGGGCCACAAGCUGCACGCUAUUGAACCCACGAAUGAGUUCACCAAACAGCGGCGCAAGAACAACUGGAAUGAGAAAACCAGAAACUACUUUAGAGCACAUUCUGCUGCUAUUCUCCAAUGAAACAGGAAUGGAACC
Molecule: messenger RNA, 840 nt
Organism: Drosophila hydei
Lineage: Eukaryota; Metazoa; Arthropoda; Insecta; Diptera; Drosophilidae
Exons: 2
Coding region: 76-825 (249 amino acids)
Source: RefSeq, a predicted model, not a curated record